This is a messenger RNA of Zophobas morio, 1537 nucleotides long. Its product is annotated as putative nuclease HARBI1. The transcript is spliced from 8 exons. The record is from RefSeq and is a predicted model, not a curated record. Lineage: Eukaryota; Metazoa; Arthropoda; Insecta; Coleoptera; Tenebrionidae. The coding region runs from base 703 to 1527 and encodes 274 amino acids.
CCAGGGACCUUACUCCUGACAAAACUCACCGAUGAGUUUUGUCACUUCGUGACAUAUGUCACCGAGUUUUAGUGACAUCGUACUCUUGAUACGUGAGAAAAAACGUGUGUGAGUUCUAUCAUCAAGUGACUUAUUUUUAUGACUGACGUACUCCUGACAAGUGAGAAAUUUGUCACACACGAUAAAAGCCGUUCACAAAUCAGUGAGUGGCAACGAUCAGAAAAACAGUGGUGACUUUUGUACCAAAGCUUUUAUACAUGUGUUAAUAGUGUAAAUGGGAGUUUUCUUGUAAAUCAAAACAUUUUCAGAAGUACAUCUCAAGGCGGCAGCAAAUAAAAAAAAACCAUUUACCCAAUAUAAAAUGGAUGAACUUCACAUGGCCGAUAUUUUAGAAGAACUGGAAGAUGCUGAAGAAGAUAAUGCAAUUGUUCCAGCUUUACGGGUUACAAUUGAUCCGUUGGAGACAUUACCGGAAAAUCAAUUUGUUAAAAUCUUUAGGGUGUCAAAAAUUUUAUUUAGAUUUAUUGUGGGGUUACUUGCUCCAUUUAUGCGUCCUCAAAAUCGUGGUACAGAUUUGGCUAUAAACACGCGUGUAACUAAAAAUUUUAACUAUUUACAACAUCUAAGAAUAUAAUCUAAAUUCAUAUGAAAUCAGUAUAAAUAUGGUACUAUUAUUUUAGGUGUUGGCUGCUUUACGGUUUUAUGCCGGAGGGAGUUAUCAAACGGAUAUUGGUGUCAAUAAAUGCUUUGAACAGACCACAGAUUCUGAAUAGAUUUAUCAAAUUUCCUCAAGAUAUUCAAGAAUUGAAUAGUUGCAGACGAAAAUUUUACGAAAAAUUUGGUUUUCCUGGAGUGGUAGGAUGCAUAGAUUGCACUCACGUUGCAAUAGUACCUCCUCCAGGUAAUAAUCCUGAAAUGCCAGAAAGGGCUUUCGUAAACAGAAAAGGAUACCAUUCUAUUAACGUGCAAUUGAUUUGUGACUCGAAUGCAAAAAUUUUGAAUAUUGUAGCAGCUCAUGCCGGCAAUACGCAUGAUUCUUUCAUUUGGACCAAUUGUGAGGUCGAAAGGGUGAUGAGGCAAAUCCACGGUGAGGGACGAUCAAAUUAUUAUUUGUUAGGUGAUUCAGGUUAUCCUCUCCGACCAUGGCUACUAACAUCAUUUAAUUAUGAGCCAGCUCCUGAUACACCUGAAUACAGGUACAACGUGGCUCACAAAAGUGUUAGGAGUAUAAUUGAAAGAUGUAAUGGGAUACUGAAGGCCAGAUUUAGAUGUUGCCUUAAAGAUCGAGUGCUGCACUACAAGCCAGAAAUGGCGUGUAAAAUAAUAAACGCAUGUGCUGUUCUUCACAAUUUGUGCACAGACCACCACAUGCCUGUACCCGAGGAUGAAGAAGUAAUAGAUGUGAAUGACGGUUUAAUUCAAGCUCCACCAUUGGAAGAAAACGAAAGAGCACAAGGACGCAUUAAUCCAGAAUUAGUGGCGGGAAGGAAUACCCGUGCUCGUUUGAUUCGAGCUAGAUUUCAAUAAACCCCAAAAA